Pseudopodoces humilis (Tibetan ground-tit) is the source of this 1199-nucleotide messenger RNA. RefSeq names its product dual specificity phosphatase 19 (gene DUSP19). The record is from RefSeq and is a predicted model, not a curated record. NCBI's taxonomy places the organism in Eukaryota, Metazoa, Chordata, Aves, Passeriformes, Paridae. Gene Ontology annotation, biological process: regulation of MAP kinase activity; protein dephosphorylation. Gene Ontology annotation, molecular function: JUN kinase phosphatase activity. Gene Ontology annotation, cellular component: cytoplasm.
CGGCGCGGCGCGGCCGGCGCGGAGCGCUGCGGGCAGUGGCGCCAUGCACUCCCUCGCCCAGGAGAUCCGGAGCUUCUCCAGGGCCAACCUGCGGAAGCAGCGCACCCGCGUCACCACGCUGACCGGCCGCAGGAUCAUCGAGACGUGGCGCGGCGCCUGCCUGCACAUGGAGGAGGAGGAGGAGGCGGCGCCCGACGGCGGCUUCGUGCAGGAUCUCAGCGCUGACCUCCAGGUCGGCGUGGUGAAGCCCUGGCUGCUGCUGGGGUCGCAGGAUGCUGCUCACGACCUGGAGACGAUGAGAAAGCAUAAGGUCACUCAUGUUCUAAAUGUGGCAUAUGGAGUCCAAAAUGCCUUCCUCAAUGACUUUAUAUACAAGACCAUUUCCAUUCUGGACCUUCCAGAAACUGAUAUUACCUCCUAUUUCCCUGAAUGUUUUGAGUUUAUUGAGAAAGCCAAGAUCCAGGAUGGCGUGGUACUGGUUCACUGUAAUGCAGGAGUCUCCCGUGCAGCGGCUGUAGUUAUUGGUUUUCUAAUGAAUUCAGAAAGACUGAGCUUUGCCAGAGCCUAUUCCUUGGUGAAAAAUGCAAGGCCUGCAGCUUGUCCAAAUCCUGGCUUCAUGGAGCAGCUUCACAAGUACCAAGAACAGAUUGUAAAGGCAAAUGGAAGCAUAAACAGUCAUGACUGAUCCAAAGCAAGAAGUGAAAUAAUCUGUUUUGACUAUACAGGAUUUGUAUGUACUUUAAACCACUUUCACAUGUGCAUUUUCAAGUCUUUAUAUAUUUUUUUCUUACCCUCCUUUCACCCUGUUUUUUUCCAGCAUGUCAUCGAAAGGUCAAGUGGUGUACUGACUUCAGAGAAGUUUUGCCUAAAACCAGAGCACUAAUAAAAGGAUACAGCUCAGUUUUCCUUGAAAUAUUAGAAAACAAUAGAAUGAUGGUUUGCUUAUUGAACCACGAGAAAAUGCAGGCAAUAGAGAAAGGAAGUAAAAUAACUGAGAUAAGUUGCUUUCUUUCCAAAUCUGCACAUUCUUACUUUGUUGUAAAAUCUAGAUAAUAAAAUGUUCAAAUAAUGAAGUACCUUGAUAUUGGAAUUUAAAAUUAUAUUGCAACUAUGGAUGAUAUUAUUGAAUUUUAUGGGCUAGCCAGCCAUUAAUUUUUUUUUAAAUUAAAACGAUGGUCUUUUGAGGAUGCUCAAAAUGC